ACGCCUCUCCCAGUGACCAGUCUCGACACGAAAACUCAUCAGCCGAGCUUCUUCCACGGGGUUCUCCCACAAGAACCACUUCGUUCAUCCAGCAUCUCGCUACAUUCGAAACAGGACGGUCCAGUUCGGAUUGAAAUUCGAGUCGAUUCGAGAGAUUCGAGAGUCAAAUUGGUCCUCGCCCAAGGCCGUAGCAGGUCUUGCCAAUCGCAAUGGUGCCACAGUCGCUGAUUCUCUCGUUACUCGUGCUGUUCCUCGCUGCACACGGAUCGCACGCUCAGAAGCAGCAGCAGGAGGACCCGUGUCAAACGAAAUCCAGAGUGGUUGGCGACAUAGAGUACUGCGAUCGCUACUGGGAGUGCGUUAACGGGCGUCCAGAGUUGUUCGACUGCCCGAACGGUCUUGUUUUCGCUGGGAAGCAUCGUGGCGUGACCGAGGGCUGCGACUAUCCCUGGAGAGCGAACUACUGCGACGGGAAACGCCAGGCGAAUCCACCGAUUCCAGCUGAGCACUGCGACUGGCUUUAUGGCAUUUUCGGCCACGAGACGUCCUGCACUCGGUACUGGACCUGCUGGAACGGCACGGCCACGGAACAACUGUGCAUCGGUGGUCUUUUGUACAACGAAAGGGCCAGAUCCUGCGACUGGCCAGAAAACGUCGAAGGCUGUCAAAAGCAUCGUGAGUAAAUUCUAGAGACGUUACGAAUUAUGCUA
Molecule: messenger RNA, 710 nt
Organism: Frieseomelitta varia
Lineage: Eukaryota; Metazoa; Arthropoda; Insecta; Hymenoptera; Apidae
Product: protein obstructor-E-like
Exons: 2
Coding region: 210-683 (157 amino acids)
Cellular component (GO): extracellular region
Molecular function (GO): chitin binding
Source: RefSeq, a predicted model, not a curated record